AUGGCUUCAGAUCAAGUCUCCAUACUGAGCUGCCCCCUGUGCGGCAAGGCUUUUGAGAGAUCAUCGACUCUGAAAAGACACGGCUAUUACUGUCGAACUCGAAACGGCGUUCAACCCCCUCGUGCGCGGGCCUGCGUGUCCUGUGUGAGCACGAAAACGAGAUGCGACAACGCAAGGCCUGCUUGCUCGAGAUGCAGCACCAAAGGCCUCCAUUGUCGGUAUCCUGCGAGAGCAAUCCGCGCCGCUGAGAUGAAUCGCACUCGCAUGCCGUCGACAACUGAACAACAACAGCCUGCGCCUGCGUUUGAUCCCAUGCCCUCCUCCAUCGCCCAGGCCAGCGCUCUUCUCGACUUGGCCAGCGAUAUCGACGGCGUCGCGUACGGCCCCGCGUUGUCAUCAUGGCCGCCUCAGGAAACACUUGGAUUUGAUCCGUGCUUUGGCGCCUGGGAUGAUACCGAUUGGCAAUUUCUUCUAUCCUCGCCGGCGGUCGCCAAUACCGGGUUGUACUCUUCGUCAUUCUCGCAAACCACGGGGGCAGACAGCGAGACCCCAUCAUCCUCGUCUGACAACCGGCUCGACCCCCAGGGCGUGACCACCGCUGAGUCCCAGAUACCGAGACUGCCGACCUACGACAUGCCGUCCAUUCUCCGCCGCCAGCACGCCGACGCGGGCACGGAGCGCGUCUCGCAGAUCAUACUGCAGACGCUCAAGUCCUAUCCGCUGAUGAUGAUUCGCCAGAAGUCCCCUCCGCCGUUUCUCCAUCCCUCCCUGCUCGCAGCCAGCACGCCCGACGAGACAGCCGACAGCCUUGAGCCGUGGCACAACUGCAUGAACCUAGUGUACAUGGCCAAUAGUAAAAUCAAGGGCAGUCGCAGAUUGUUCUGGAGAAACGUCCAGGCCGAGUGUGAGCGCUUUUGCCAACGCUAUUUCGAGCUCGACAGGUGGGAGCUCCUUGCCACGAUGCAGGCAUUGGCUAUAUAUGUCAUAAUGAGAAUAGACGAAACAACAGAAGAGAGCCAGCAAGACGCCGAGAUUGACGGGCUGCUGCUCAGAGCUGUCACGGCCGUCGCUAUUCAGUUCUUGGCCGUUGAUUUUAGGUCCAGCUCGUGCUCGACGCCCCAUACUGCCUGGAAAAACUGGAUUCUGGAAGAGUCAGGACGACGACUCUGUGUCUUGUUCAAAGUCAUCAGCAUGCUCGUGUCGUUCGAGCCGGCCAAGAUGUGUAAAGCCGUAGGCGACGUCAUCCUGGCUCCUCUGCCCGCCCAGAAGCAGCUGUGGGAAGCACCAGACUACAAAGUCUGGAAGCGCGACGGCGAGACGGAGUCGGGCGCGCAGAUGGAAUUUGGGUUGACCAAGAACGGCCAACUGGUCAGGCUCGGCGGAGACGCUGCGGCGACAGCAGCGAUUACACGCGGCGACGACAUCACCAUCGAGUGGAACGAGUGGUGUUCGGGCAUGGAUGGCAUUGGUAAUCUCGUUAUGCUUGCUGCGUCUAUGAUGCAGCAAUUCUAG
This is a messenger RNA of Aspergillus melleus, 1512 nucleotides long. RefSeq lists its product as uncharacterized. Gene Ontology annotation, biological process: regulation of DNA-templated transcription. The transcript has 5 exons. Bases 1 to 1512 code for a protein of 503 amino acids. The record is from RefSeq and is a predicted model, not a curated record. Gene Ontology annotation, molecular function: zinc ion binding; DNA-binding transcription factor activity, RNA polymerase II-specific. NCBI's taxonomy places the organism in Eukaryota, Fungi, Ascomycota, Eurotiomycetes, Eurotiales, Aspergillaceae.